Molecule: messenger RNA, 1751 nt
Organism: Prorocentrum cordatum
Lineage: Eukaryota; Dinophyceae; Prorocentrales; Prorocentraceae
Source: the annotation of a GenBank genome assembly
CGACCACAAACGAUAGUUUCAUGUCGUCAAGGCGCGCGCGCACAAGUUUCAUCCGUAGUCGUUGGCUCGAGCGUUGCUCUCAGGCUCGCGGCUGCGCCCUGCUUCACCGCAGCGGCCAUGGCGCGGCCUGCGCCCACAUCCUUCCCGCACUUCAGCGGCAGUGGCAGGGAGGGGCCGCCCGCCGCUUUCGCGGCCCCAGCGGGGCCCCACGCCAGGGCUGUGGGCCCAAACGCAGCAGCGCGCCGCGCAACGGAGCCGGUGUUCCUGCUCGCGUUCCUGGCCUGCUCCGUGGCCCCGCAGCUGUUUUUCGCCGGCCACGCGCUGCUUGCGGGUGCGCGCGACGGCCGCCUCGCAGCGGCAGAGCUUCCCGAGGGCCUCUUCGCUGGGCUCCUGUGGGCCAUGCUGGUGUGCACAGUCAUGGGCUUUCUGCUGCUUCAAAUCCUGCGCUACAUGCCGAUCGGGCUCGUGCUCUAUGCGGUUGUUGGCGGCAGCGCCAGCCUGCUGGCCGGGCUUGGUCUGCUCGUCAGCAUGGGCGCUGUAUCUGUGGCGGGGUCUGACAGCGAGGAGCCGCUGCCCUUCGAGCGCGCCUCCACGAGCGCCGCCGUCUCACGAGUGGUUGCCGCGCGGCUUGGGGAGCUGUUGCUCUUGGCCGCCGCGGUGGAGCUCGCUGUCGUGGCGUACUUCUGGAAGGAGGUCCGUCUCUCGGUCUCCGUGCUGCGCGCCACCGCGCUCUUCCUCAGAGACGUGCCAAGUGUGCCGGCGCUGCUCCCGCCUCUGUUCGGUAUUCUUCACUGUGCGGGCCUGCUCUUGUGGGCACUUGCCGUCGUGGGCGCGGUCGAGGUGCUUGGCAGGGACGACGAGCUGGGUACAACACUGCGGGAGUGCUACGCCGUGCACACGGCGGUCGGGCUCUCGCUGUGCUAUUUCUGGGGCAACGGCUUGGUAACCGCGUUGUCAUCUUUCACGACCGCGGCUGCAGCUUCUGACUGGUACUUCGCACGGCAGCACGAGAAGCGGCACGUGGCGGCGCCGAGAAGAUUUGUUGCAGAUCGUGAAGGUGGGCGUUUGUGCCCACGGCGGCUCCCUGGCCCUCGGCGCUCUCCUCGUGGCCGUCGUGCGUACGCUCAACCUGGCGCUGUUCUGGGCCGGGAGGAACCACCAGCGGCGCGAGGGCGACUCUGCGCUCUGGCGCUUCCUGCUGCGCCUGCGGGAGGCCGGGGCAGGCUUCUUGGAGUGGAUGGCUAAGAUAGCCGCCAAGCAGGCCUACGUGGAGGUGGCCAUCUCUGGCUGUGGCUUUCUUCAGGCCGCCAAGGUGGCCACAACGCGCGUCGCGAAGGCUCCAAAGAGCUUUCUCGCAGUGGAGAGCGCGGGCGCGUUCCAGCGCUUCGGGAGCCAACUUCUGUUGAUCGUGUCUGCGGGCUGCGUUGCGGUCGCUCUUGUGCCGCUUGACGAUGGGGCAGAGACGAGCACAGUGGCCUCGCUGCUUCUAGCCUUCGGUGGAGCAUGGCUCGUGGCAGAGAGCGUGCUGCAUCCAGUCAGCGUGGUGACCACGACCAUCCUGCAGUGCCUUCUCCUUGAUGACAGGACUUGCAAGGAAGACUACGUGCCCGCGCCACUCCGCUGGCUGAUGCAGGCCCCCGAGUCCUCUUUCGCUGCCCACUACCCCUGAGCGCCGGAAGGGUGAAGGAGGGAGGAGAGGGGACACAGGUAUCCGCCAUCGCGAACUCAUCACGACGUAGUGAAAAUCAUCA